This is a messenger RNA of Caenorhabditis remanei, 447 nucleotides long. RefSeq lists its product as uncharacterized. Gene Ontology annotation, biological process: regulation of transcription by RNA polymerase II. The coding region runs from base 1 to 447 and encodes 148 amino acids. Gene Ontology annotation, cellular component: nucleus. NCBI's taxonomy places the organism in Eukaryota, Metazoa, Nematoda, Chromadorea, Rhabditida, Rhabditidae. Gene Ontology annotation, molecular function: RNA polymerase II cis-regulatory region sequence-specific DNA binding; DNA-binding transcription factor activity, RNA polymerase II-specific. The record is from RefSeq and is a predicted model, not a curated record. The transcript is spliced from 2 exons.
AUGUCCACUCGUUCAUCUUGUCACUCAUCAAUUUCUACACAGAUGUUCGGAUCUAUCGAAGAGGGUUAUGAUUUCCCACAAUCGCUGACAUCUUCCGUUUCUGGAUCAUCACUGUCUCCUGAAUCAUCUUUCCACACAUUGAUUACCAUUGAGACAUUCAAUGCAAUCAUCAACAAACCAGUCAAUUAUGUUGACACCAAAAGAAUCUCCGUGGUGGUCAAGAAUUGGCUCGAAAGAACUCAAGCGACUCAGGAGUGGUUUGCCACGAAAAUCUUGGGAAGAUGCAGAAGGACACUCGGUCAAUGCCUGAAUAAGCCAAAGGACUGGAAAGAAUUAAGCCAAAAGAGAGAAAUCUACGUGAAGAUGCACAAUUGGAUGUGUCUAACAGAGGAGCAGAGACACGAGAUGAUGAGAGUUUACAAGGCGCCAAAUAUGCCCUCCCACUAA